This is a messenger RNA of Suillus clintonianus, 1935 nucleotides long. Its product is annotated as Trimethyllysine dioxygenase. The transcript is spliced from 11 exons. NCBI's taxonomy places the organism in Eukaryota, Fungi, Basidiomycota, Agaricomycetes, Boletales, Suillaceae. Gene Ontology annotation, cellular component: mitochondrion. The record is from RefSeq and is a predicted model, not a curated record. Gene Ontology annotation, molecular function: iron ion binding; trimethyllysine dioxygenase activity. The coding region runs from base 78 to 1526 and encodes 482 amino acids. Gene Ontology annotation, biological process: carnitine biosynthetic process.
ACGAAAUUGUGAAUUUACACUUAGAUUUAACCUUGUCUUCGAUUUGUCCCAAGCCCUAGUAUUUAUCGUUGCUUGCAAUGCUUAGGGUAGGCUUCGCAAAGCUGCGCAUUCCGCUUCGGAGUUGGCCCCAUGGCAGGAAAUACCUAUCUCAGUCCACGCUGGGGAGGCCAUCAUCUUUGAUAAUCUCUAGCAUACUUGGAUCGCACUGGACACGCAGUUCUCUGACUAGAAGUCGCCCCAUCUCCUCCGCGGCGACUCAAGAAGUUGUUUCUUCGGAGCAGUUAGGCGUCACGGAGCCUAGAGUUCACAGUGAUAUCCCUAUUGCUAACGCUGAUGAACGCAAAGUAUCCAUUCUUUGGAGUCCACAGCGUUGGUCUAGAUUUCACCACAUCUGGUUGCGCGACCACUGCAGAUGCCCAGAUUGUUUCCAUCCCAUAACAAAGCAGCGAUUGCUCAAUACAUUCGAGAUUCCGGCUGAUAUCAAACCUAUACAUGUACAAGGGUCCACGGAUGGCCUUGAAGUUGUCUGGCCUGGAACUAGCACUGAAUCCCACUCUUCUGUUUACCCAUGGGCAUGGCUACAAGCCAACACAUACGAUCCACCUCUUCAAAAAAUACCCAACCGGAAAGUCCUUUGGGGAUCAAAGAUAGAGAAGUCUCCACCCUCUGUGACUUAUACCGAGGCCAUGGACGAUGAUGAUAAGGGACUGUAUAAGUGGCUGACGAACGUUGAAACCUUUGGUUUUUGCUUUGUCUCAGGGGUUCCUGCAACACCUGAGGCCACAGAGGAACUCAGUCAACGUAUCGGCUUCAUCAGAGAAACUCAGUAUGGGAAGUUUUGGGAGUUCACUGCUGACCUUUCAAAAGGAGAUACUGCGUACACCACAAUGGCGCUAGGAGCACACACUGACAACACCUAUUUCACUGACCCUUGCGGUCUUCAACUUUUCCAUCUCCUAUCACAUACCGAAGGCUCUGGGGGAGCAACGCUUCUCGUGGAUGGUUUAUAUGUCGCCGCCCUCAUGAAGGAGCUACAUCCGAAGUUCCACGAUCUUCUUUCCCGUGUCCCCAUUCCAGCCCAUGCAGCAGGAGAACCAUCAGCACUGUACACUCCAAGUCCCCUUGCAAUGUACCCCCCGUUAAGGUAUCACCCAAGCACUGGAGAACUCAUGCAUGUGCGGUGGAAUAACGAUGACAGAAGUGUUAUGAACCACUUGGCGCCAGAGGAAGUAGAGGAAUGGUAUCAAGCAAUUAAGAUUUGGAACGAACUCUUGACGAGACCUGAUUCAGAGUUUUGGGUCCCGCUUAGUCCCGGCACUGUAUUAACGGUUGACAACCAUCGCGUGCUUCAUGGCCGAUCUGCUUUUGACGGUAAGCGCCGCGUGUGUGGUGCAUACAUCGGGAUAGACGAAUAUCAUUCGAAACUCGCUGUCCUCAAGGAGAAAUUCGAAGGUACCGGUGAUAACGGCCAGAACAAGGAAAGGAGACCUGAGGAUAGCAGAAGCAUUUGGAACUCCAAUCUAUGAUUUGAGGGCCACUUAUUGGAAUUCCGGUCAUCCAUCAAGGUUCGAUAUCGAUUACGAUUAGCUAUGACAAUACGAGUGAUGUAUGUAUGCAAAGCAAUUUAUUUUAGAACGCAACAUCGGAAUAGAUUCAAAUGCUCUCGGGUCGCCAAAUUCUACUCGACCUACUCAGGUCGUAUCCCGAUUCUGUCAAAAUCUAUAAGGCCUCAUGCAUUUCGGCUGUGGUCGCCUCCAUUUGUUUCUUUGACUGCCCGCAAUUCCCUCGGGCAAAAAUCCAAGAAUGACCUCUUCUGGGACAGUUGCAGCGUUGGGUGUGAUUAAGAUUAACGGGGAGCAAGUUUUUAAACUUUAUCCAUUGGUAUCUGACAUCUCCAUGGAUCAACUGUUGCAAUAACAUCACUGUGGAGUACGG